AAAAGGAAAAAGAAAAUUUAGUCUGUGGAAAGCCGCGUUCCUGAACGAACGUAUUCGCGCGCGUCUUUUGUUUCUGCAUUGUGAUGCGAGAUUGUGUUUUUUUUUGAAAUAGGAAGUUAAUGUCAGUGUUUUUAAACUUUAAUUUACUGCAAUACUUAGCCAAAACAGAACUGAUUUGUGAAUUUUGUGUCGUGAUUCUAACUGACGAUAAAAUAAUUAGUGGUUUUGUUAUGUUAAAAAGUUUGCUGUUAAGUUAGGCUCCAAACGUCCGCCUACAACAGAAGAAUACUGCCAUCCUUGUCUAUUGCGGAGAGAGGACAGAGAUAGGAGAGAGAUAAGAAAUUUCAAUUGAAGACAGCUGAUUGGUCCAUGGAGUAAAAUGAUGAUGCGUGUGCUGGGGAAUCCUCGUUUGAAUAACAGAAGGUGCUCACGGGUUACCACUUGAACUUUGACAAGAUGGUACUUCGGCGAAGAAAAUCAAUCGCUGCGGCUGCAACAUUAAUUCUCUUCCUAUGGAUGGACGCGCAGUCAGCAGUCGAAGCGAAGAAGUCCAAAACACACGCAUGCCCCAUAGGGUUCACCCUGUCCUACACAAAGGACAAAGAGGAGCCCAUAUGCCAUCGGCUAAAAGGCCCAGAAUUCUUCUCAGAAAAAUUCGAAGACUGCACCGGAAAUCUGUUUACCUAUAGGCUGUACCAAAACUUGAACUUGAACCACACCAGAGGGGUUCUCUGGUCAGAAUUCAAAAGCCUGUACCCUGGCGGACCGUUCAUCGACUGGUCGUACACAGACUCUACAGGGGACAUCUUGACAAAGACUUACGAUGUAGAAUACGAUAGUGAUCUAGGUUUAGACGAUGAGCUGUGCGCGAUAGUUCUUCCGACUCAGGCCUUGAAGGCUGUCAGAUGUAAGGGGAAGCACUUCCGAUACUGUAUGGUGAAGCCAUACGAUGAAGUGGAGGAGGUGACUGACGUGGGUUGUCAAGCGUUUGAGGGCAGGAGGUUUUACAGUCCACGGGCGACUUGCCUGGCGUCUAUAACGGGUGUGGGUGGAGGGAAUGUGAGGGCUACCUGGAGGCAGGCCGAGGACCUGUGUGAGAGGCGAGGUGGAUCGCUGCUGAACAGAGGAUGGCGGUACGCGAACAAUCCGAUAGUGCAUGGGACGGAGGACACGACCCGCGCGCUGCCGCUCGGAGUCGUCAUGACUACUGGAGACAACUUGCUGUGGGUCGAUGAGGAAGAUGGGAGGAACACGGUGCCCCACUCAGAAUGGAACUUCAAAGAGGAGCGCUACUCGCCCGACACGUCGCUGGUGUCCCUCAGCAACGGCUCCUGGCACCUCAUCAACUCCUCCUACAUCUUCUAUGACGUCAUCUGUGAGAGGAGCAUCCCACUGAGAAGCGUCGAGAUGGAGGUUGAUUAUGAUCAAGACGGCCAGCUGCGCUUAGAAGUGAGCGACUCUUUAGUGUCUGUCAACAACCUCUGGUGCUUCUCUGACUCAGUAAUAUUCUACCCGUCGCGGGUCUCCCUCACUCGCGUGGACGACUCCAACGACUUUGUCCUCAAGCCCCUGACAGACGGCUACUACUGGUGCAUCCACGCCGACUCCAGAAACUACCGCGUCAGCGAGUCCAACCGAGAGCUCUUCAUCAGGGAGAAAACCUCUGUCGUCAACCUCUACGCCAUCAAAAUCAGAGUCAAAGUCGAAUACACAUUCGAGAACCUGGACAAGCUUCUGCGCGAUUGGUCGAAGAAACUAGGAGAUUUUAUAUCGUUGAGGACGAUGUAUUCGAAGAUAUACGGCGACUUUGAAUUAGCCAAUGGCAACGCAGAGGCGACUUUGAAGGGUUUCAGGGACAGGACGACGACGGUACCGACUGCGAAAGACGGUGCUUUGCAGUUUCUGAAGCUGAAGCGGUUGUUUCUGGAUGGCAAGACGGCGUUGCUUCAUGCCCUGGUGACCCCGACUAUGCUGCCCGUGCCUCCGGGCGAGUGGGAGGGGCUCGAGAUCGUCUUCAUGAAGCCCGCCUACUAUUGCAAAGGCUUCGAGACUGUGCCGCAACUGCCUUUGGGCGAAUCCACCAUACAAGAGUGCACCCGGCACAGGUGCGUAGGAGACUUCAACGAGGGUGUCCAGUGGGUGUCCACUCAGGAGCCCGACUGUGUCGUCACUGAGAAGAAACCCAAGCUCGUAGAGACCUCUAUGAGUUACGCCACUACCACCACUGUCACUGUGGCUGAGCCGACGGAGAAAGUCCGUGGACCAGUGCCAAUACUGACGCACAACAAAGUGGAACCCCAAACCACCAUCCCACCAACAUACCCACCCACCACCGUAACAUCUACCACUAUCACCACUGUGGAGCCGGUCAGCGAUGAUGAUGAUGAUGUUGAUGAUGAAGAAGAUGAAGAGGUGGUGACGGUGAACAACAUUCCAGAGACUACAACGACAACGGAAAUACCAUCGGUUAGUCCGCCGACCACGAUGCCGGUGCCGCCACCAACGCCAGAAGAAAAUCUGCAAAACGUGAUGGACAAUCUACAACAACUGCUGCAAGACGAGACUGUUCCCUUGAAAGUGGAACACAUUGAUAGCGCUUUCACUCAAGUCGACGAAAUCCUAGACAACGACGACGACCUUCAAAUCCCGAGCGAGUUCCUCCGCCUACUGGACCGCAUCGGGUCCCGGGUGGACCUCAACGGGUCCGCAUCCAUGUCCACAGUCAGGAACAAUGUGGCGUUGUUGAUGGCAGAUGCCACGCCUGAUGCGCCGGUGCGGGGACUCAAGAUAUUGGCGAGAGAUACCGAUGCGUUUAGUACUGACUCUAUACAGAUUAUUAAUGACGAAGUGAACUCAACCAACCUGCAGUCAGACACCAACGAGGUGGUCGUCACACUACCGGAAUCCGUCUCUGACUCCGAGCGACGCAUCAGCUUCGUGGUGUUCCGCAACGACCGCGCGUUCCACAAGGCGGAUGAUAUGGACCACUACGCUGUGAAUAGCCGAGUGCUGAGUGUCAAUGUGGAGAAUGUCACGGAGUUUGCUAAGGGCGAGGUGAUAAACCUGCACUUCCGCCCCAUGGACUCAGAGCUCCAGCGCAACACGUCCCGCGCCUGCGCCUACUGGAAGUUCCUCGACGACGGCAACGGCACCUGGAGCCGGGACGGCUGCACCUUCAUCAGGGCCACCACUGAGGGCACGCUGGACACCUGCCAGUGCGACCAUCUCACCCACUUCGCCGAGAUACUCAUACCCGCCACCGUCUUCUCAGAAGCCAACGAGGCAGCCCUAGAGGUGCUGUCAUUGAUAGGAUGCUUUAUGUCCAUUCUUGGCAUACUUAUGGUGGGAGUAACCGCGCUGCUGUUUAGGUCUUGGAGACGGGACUUCAGCAACAAAAUUUGGCUGCAAUUGUGUGUAGCUAUUCUACUUCUAGCGUUAUGUUUCACGGUUACAGCGUUUGCUAAGUUCACGGAGUACAACAUCCCUUGCAUGUUACUAGGUCUGUUGAUGCACUAUUCGGUGUUGGCGUCGUUUUGCUGGAUGCUAGUGGCUGCUAUACUCUCCUAUCGAAGACUCGUGCUAGUGUUUACUCGAGACGCUUCCCACAAGCUGCUCCGAGCGUCGGCCUUCGCGUGGGGCACCCCCUGCGCGGUUGUCGGCAUCCUUCUCUCCAUCUCCCCUCACUCGUACGCGGGAAGAUUCGAAGAGAUGACCCCGAGUGGGAGUUUCUGCUACCCGACCGGCGUGGCUCUAUGGGUGACGGUGUACGCACCUAUAGCCCUCAUGUUACUCGCAAACUGGACUCUAUUUGGUCUAAUAGUGCGUUCUGUGUUUGCUUCGAGACGGAUCCAGCGACACGGCGACACGAACGAAGCUCUGCGCUGCGCUACAGUCAGUUGUCUCCUCGUCUUCCUGUUCGGUCUUCCUUGGGUCUUUGGCCUGUUCGCUUCAAAUAUCAUCGGGGCAUAUCUGUUCACUUUCACGGCAACAUUCCAGGGUUUCGUACUGUUUGUGUUCUUUGUAGUCGGCAACAAGAAGACGAGGGAUCUGUGGUUGAAUAAGCUGAAGAUUAAGCAGACUAGAAAGGUUCCGGUGACGUCAUCGACGUAUGCCAAGAGUUCGGGGCCGGGCUGGCGUGGUGGCAGCGGUCGUGGCACCGCCUCUAUUGAAGCCUCGGCUUCAAAACCCAGGUCUCUCGCCACAUCCGAUGAUUCCAGAUUCUCCUGACGAAGAAAGUUCGGGAAUUCUAACCCUUUCCAAAUGUAGCGUAGCGAUUUCUUGCCAGUGCACUUUUCAAUGUCGUUUUCUAGUCUUUUCGUCUUUAAUGUGUUGGUCUAAGCUGUGUGCUAUUUCUGUGUAGAGCCAAAUAUAGGGUUAGUUAAGAGUUUUAUGUACUUUAAAUAAAGUAUUGUUAUUUAUGAGCGUUAUUCGUGCUUGUUGAUUCUUAGGCUUGUUAAAUAUAAGCUGUAUUUUUAGAACUAAUUUACGUAUUUUAGAUUGGUAUGUUAUUGAAACGUUAAAUGUUUAUUUAACAACGAAAUACAAAGUAAGAAACAAGAUAAAUGUGGUAAUUUUAAGAUCAAUUUUGUUUAUGUCGGCAAAUUAGUCAUAAUUAAAAAUCAGGAUAUGUUUUUCAUAACAAUUAUAACUACUGUAAAACCUUAAAUUAUGCCUAGUCUGUAAGAAGAAAUCUAGGUAUAUUUUUCUAGGACUUACAUUCCUUCUUAAUUUUUUAAGUUAUUAAGUAUAGCUGUUUUCAAAGUAUUAGAUUCGAUCUCAAAUCAAAGCACUACCUACUGUGGUAAUAAUAAGUUAUUCAUACAUAACACGAGCAGCUAAGAGAGUUACCAAAUAUUUUAUUUUUAAUCUAUAAGAUAUUUACGUGAAUUUUGUAACUAAGGAACUUACAAAGUAAUGUUUAAUCAACUUAUACAUAUGUGAGGUCUAAGCAUGAAAGCCUCAAUCAUAAUUUUGUAAAUACCUGUCUAUAUCUACAGAAUUUAUUGAGUAUUUAAAAUCAAAUUUAAAUUAUUUUCUGAAAUUAAAUCGAAUUCGUGACAUUAAGCUUAAUUUUAUUGAUAUAAAGGCUUUCUUUGCCCUUCCCAUCCAUAUGUGUAUAAUCUUUUACUAUCGAUUGGUUUUCGAUUCUUUGUACAGAACAAAAUUAUGUACGUAGUAACUAAGUUAUAUAUUUUAUGCUAGAGUUGUAUUAUCACAGAUGCAUUUACUAUUAUUUAUUAAAAAUAAUGAUGUAUCAUUAAUUUAA
This is a messenger RNA of Plutella xylostella (diamondback moth), 5266 nucleotides long. RefSeq lists its product as uncharacterized. Gene Ontology annotation, cellular component: membrane. Gene Ontology annotation, biological process: cell surface receptor signaling pathway; G protein-coupled receptor signaling pathway. Gene Ontology annotation, molecular function: G protein-coupled receptor activity. The record is from RefSeq and is a predicted model, not a curated record. NCBI's taxonomy places the organism in Eukaryota, Metazoa, Arthropoda, Insecta, Lepidoptera, Plutellidae.